AUGUGCAGUUUGAAUUGCACAGAUUUCCUUCGUUAUGUAGUUAUUAUCCUUGAUGUUAUUCCUUUUUCAAGGGGAAGUGCAUGGGAGCAACCUCCUCCAGAUUUAGCAUCUUACUUGUAUAAGAAUCGAAUUGUCUACUUGGGAAUGUCUCUAGUUCCAUCGGUCACAGAGUUGAUACUAGCAGAAUUUCUUUAUCUUCAAUAUGAGGAUGAAGAAAAACCAAUUUACCUCUACGUAAAUUCCACAGGGACAACUAAGGUUAACUAUAUUGCUUUAUUUCAUAAGGCUUCAUGA
Messenger RNA from Ilex paraguariensis (yerba mate), 294 nucleotides. Lineage: Eukaryota; Viridiplantae; Streptophyta; Magnoliopsida; Aquifoliales; Aquifoliaceae. The record is from the annotation of a GenBank genome assembly.